Penicillium crustosum is the source of this 450-nucleotide messenger RNA. RefSeq lists its product as uncharacterized. NCBI's taxonomy places the organism in Eukaryota, Fungi, Ascomycota, Eurotiomycetes, Eurotiales, Aspergillaceae. The transcript has a single exon. The record is from RefSeq and is a predicted model, not a curated record. Bases 1 to 450 code for a protein of 149 amino acids.
AUGGCGGGAACAAGACCCAAGAGGCUCACACCGGCCAACCAAACACAGGAAUCGGCUACAAACAGGGUCAUAUUACACGAGAAGCCGACACUAGUCAAGGGGGUGAUUGACUACCUGUACACACUGGACUACAAGGUGGAACUCCCUCCACCAGCAACAAACCUCCCUCAGCAACCAGAUGGAGAAAAAGCCCGAGAUAACCAAGAAAUGUCUACCCACAUGCCCGAAGAUGCAGGAGCAGCAUGGGAUAUCCUGUCAUUUCACAUACUGAUCGAAUGUUCAUCCACGGGCUCAAGGUCCUCUCGAAGGAAAACGUGGCAAAAGAGCUGGCGCGGCCGCUCUACGCGAGGGCGUUCCCACAUGCGAUCUAUGAAAUAUACAACCCAACACCCUCAAGUGACUGAGACCUACGAGACCUGGCAGUGGGAAUUACUAUGGAAAACCUCAUAA